UCAGAGGCUCACACGGACUCGGACAGAGCAAGAAAAGAGGACUUUGCUGUUUAAGGUAAAACUUCCAUUUCCUACAGAGUCGAGAGCCUCGCUUUUUAUUCCUUCCUCCUUCCUCAUUAGACCCAUCUCGGCUCUCGAGCACACACACCCUGUCUCUGUCUCUGUCUCUGUCUCUGUGUCUCUCUCUCUGCUUCUGACGCCAAUCCAAAGAAAGAAGAAAAGUGAACCGGAAGAUCGAGUUCCAAUGGCCUUAGAGACGGUGGUGUUUCAGCAAGACCCGUUCAGCUGUUACGGCGGGGCUUGGACUCAUCAUGCCGGGUCCGGCUGCUUCGAAGACGACGAGGCGGCCCUGAACUUGAACGCCGCCGAGGCUGAAGCCGAGAUGAACGUCGAAGGAGACGGCUGGGACGUCAUCGACGGAGGGGGGCUGGCGGGGGCGUCGCCGCCGCCGCCGCCGCCGCCGGCGACGGCGGCAGCGGUGCGGAGGAAGAAGAGGAGGAUGAGGGUGGUGAAGAACAGGGACGAGGUGGAGAGCCAGAGGAUGACCCACAUUGCGGUGGAGCGCAACCGCCGGAAGCAGAUGAACGAUUACCUCGCCGUGCUCCGCUCCAUGAUGCCUCCUUCCUACGUCCAAAGGGGGGACCAGGCAUCAAUAAUAGCAGGGGCAAUCAACUUCGUGAAGGAGCUUGAGCAGCACCUCCAAUCCCUCAAAUCCCAGAGGCAGCCUGAGCAAGUCAACGGCCCCCGGUCAGCCCCGGCCCCCGGCGAUCACUUCUCGUCCCUCUUCUCCGACUUCUUCACCUUCCCGCAGUACUCGACCCGGCCCGGCGGCUCGCACGGGCCUGAGGCCCGGCCGGCGGUCGCCGACGUGGAGGUGACCCUGGUCGACAGCCACGCCAACGUCAAGGUCCUGUCCCGGAACCGGCCGAAGCAGCUGCUCAAGAUGGUGGUCGGGCUUCACUCCCUCCGGCUCGGCGUUCUCCACCUCACCCUCACCAAGGUCCAACACAUGGUCUUGUACUCGUUUAGCGUCAAGGUUGAGGAUAGUUGCCAGCUGACCUCAGUGAACGAGAUUGCAACUGCUGUGUACGAGAUGGUGUGCAGGAUCCAAGAAGAAGCUGCCUUUAUGUGCUAGAAGUGACUGAGAGGGGGGGCUUCAUUGUUAUUUCAACUUAAUUUCUCCUCUUUUGCCCAUUUUAAAAAGUAUUUACCGAAUUCCAAAACAUUGCAUAAAUUAGGGUAUAGUUUUGGGUCUUGUUGAGAAAUUGUUUUCCUAGAGAUUUUGUGUGCUAGGGGAUGGGGUUAGCACAAAAGCAAAAGAUGAAAUUAUGUACGUGCAUAUUAUUUUCCA
Syzygium oleosum is the source of this 1351-nucleotide messenger RNA. Its product is annotated as transcription factor bHLH96-like. The transcript is spliced from 3 exons. Gene Ontology annotation, biological process: regulation of transcription by RNA polymerase II. The record is from RefSeq and is a predicted model, not a curated record. Gene Ontology annotation, molecular function: DNA-binding transcription factor activity, RNA polymerase II-specific; protein dimerization activity; RNA polymerase II cis-regulatory region sequence-specific DNA binding. Lineage: Eukaryota; Viridiplantae; Streptophyta; Magnoliopsida; Myrtales; Myrtaceae. Bases 245 to 1135 code for a protein of 296 amino acids.